AUGCUCAGCCUCCCUCUGCUAGCUCCUCCCGCGAACGUCUACGUGUACGCACAGGAAGCGCUCGACCCCAAUGUCAUCUGGGCGCGCCGCGUCGGCAUGUGGACCGUGGCCGAGGCGCCCUCGCGGACCGUCGACAGCGUGGCGGAGGUGCGGCUGUCGCUGAGGUUCGAGCGGCCGGCCGCGGCGGGGCCAGGGCUGGUGCAGCUCCUGUUCUUUCACUCGUCGGAGCUGAGUCUCCUCGGCACGACAGACAGCGACGGGCGGCGUGCGUUGUGCUGCACCGACCGCGCCGCCGCGGCCGGCGCCUGCCGUCGUGCGGGUAUGUUGGUCGUUCGCGGCGAUGGCGAGGCCGACGAGCAGCAGCCGGGAGUGUGGGUGCGCGACGUUCCCUUCCGCGGCCCGGAGGCCACCGGCGCCGUCGACGCGACCGUGCGCGUGUCACGCUCGGGCGUGCACUAUCUGCUGCUGGCGAGCUGCGCGCCCUCGACGGGCAGCGUGCUUGUUUCUGGGUCGACCGCGUGGCUCAACCCGCACGGCUACCUCCCGGCGGAGCUGUACGCCUUCCUCCCCUUCUUCGGCGCCAUGGCCGCCCUCUACUCCGCGCUUCUGGCUCUCUGGGUCGGGCUGUGCGUGCGGCACCGCUCGCUGCUGCUGCCGCUGCAGGUCUACAUCGGCGGUGUCAUUCUGCUUGGCUGGCUCGAGGCGGUCACCUGGUACCGUGACUACGACCUCUUCAACGCCGGCGGCUCGCGCGGCGUCGUCCCGAUCGUGCUCGGCGUGCUCGCCUCGACCGCCAAAAAGACGGCGCCGCGCGCGCGGCUGACACACAGCCCUGUCGCGCCUCUCUCGCCUCAAGUCUCCCGCCUCCUCCUCCUCGUCGUCUGCCUGGGCUACGGCGUCGCGCUGCUCUCGGCCGCGAUGAUCACUUGGCAGCUGGGCGCACUCGCGGGCGACCCCCUCGACGAGAGCUGGGCGACGCUGUGGGUCUUCGAUGCCUUUUGGCACGCGCUCUACUUUGCGGUGCUGCUCGCGCACCUCCUCUCGCUGGAGAACAAGGGCUGUGUCACGUCGAUGGUUUUCGCCCUGUGCGCGCAGUACUUCGCGUCGGGGCAUUUUGUCAACGUGCCGACCGCCGCGGACGAGUUCGGGAUAUGCAAGGAGGUCGGGUCCUGGCGGGCCGCACGCUCCCUGUGGGUCCAUACCAGGCCGGAGUGCGAGGAGCUUUGCCUCACCGACCACUCGUGCACGGCGUACGAGUGGUCGAUAACUGCAAAGGACAGCCUCGGAAACAGCCGAUGCGAGCUGUUGUCGCAACCGAUCGGGUCUAUCCGCCGAUCGUCCAAUCACAUCUGCCAGGUUAAGGAGACGGCGCAGGGCGCGAGUGCGCCGCCGGGGCAGAGUGCGGUCGCCCCGUCGUGGUUGUCGUCGCCCGCUCGCGUCGCGAGCAACAAGCUUCCCAGCAGUGGCGCAAGGGCACCGACGUCAACGAACCUGAUUCGCAGGCAGGCGGGCUGCUAUGCGGCACCCGAUAAGGACUGCCCCUGCUGUCAAUACGUCAAGCCAGGUGAGGACGUUGCUUCGGCGUGCCCGCAAAAGGAUCUGAGGAACGCGGACUUGCGGAACGCCAGCUUUGAGGGCGCCAUUCUUCAGGACAUGAACAUCGAGUGCGCGGUGUUCGAUGGCGCCGAGCUGAAAUCCGUCUCGUUCAUGAAAUCGCACGGCAAAGGCGCCUCGUUCCGCCACGCUAGGAUGGAGGGCGCGCUCUUCAUGAGCACGAGCCUAGAUCGCGCCAGCUGGCAUGGUGUGCAGGGCACGCUGUCGGCGACGUUCGAGGCCGCGACGGGGUCGCUGCCGCCGGAAAUCUCGCCCGCGGUCUGA
Molecule: messenger RNA, 1878 nt
Organism: Emiliania huxleyi CCMP1516
Lineage: Eukaryota; Haptophyta; Isochrysidales; Noelaerhabdaceae
Exons: 6
Coding region: 1-1878 (625 amino acids)
Biological process (GO): transport
Cellular component (GO): Golgi apparatus; membrane
Source: RefSeq, a predicted model, not a curated record